This is a messenger RNA of Stegastes partitus (bicolor damselfish), 2269 nucleotides long. It is a transcript of the gene gpatch11, whose product is annotated as G patch domain containing 11. Lineage: Eukaryota; Metazoa; Chordata; Actinopteri; Pomacentridae. The record is from RefSeq and is a predicted model, not a curated record. Bases 85 to 882 code for a protein of 265 amino acids. Gene Ontology annotation, molecular function: nucleic acid binding. The transcript has 8 exons. Gene Ontology annotation, cellular component: kinetochore.
AACAUCAUACAAAUGCACAACCGGCUAAAUUUUGAAGCAGUGUAGCUGUUCUUUUCUAAUUGUUUUCUUUUUUGUGCUUUUAUAAUGUCUGACGAGGAAGAGGACUACAUGUCUGAUGCAUUUCUUAGUAAAAUUCAAGAUGUAAAGCCCGGUGUCAGCAUGGUGAGACGGGUAAAAGAAGCAAUGAAAAAGGAGGCACAGCAAAAGGAAAAGAACAUCAAGAACCGCCAGAAGACCUACAAGGAGCAGGAGAAGGAAAGCCGAGAAACAGCUUUGCAGAGCUCCAUCAGCAAUGAGAACAAGGGAUUUGCACUUCUGCAGAAAAUGGGUUACAAAGCUGGUCAAGGCCUCGGCAAAGAGGGAGCCGGGAGGGUUGAUCCAAUUCCACUUAAUAUCAAAACAGACAGAGGGGGCAUUGGCAUGGAAGAGGCAAAGAAAAGAAAAGCUGAGGAAGAACUGGAACAUUAUAGGCAAAAAGUGCGAGCCAAACAACAGAAUGAGACCAAAUCCCUAGAAGAUUUUAGGUCAAGAGUAAGGACAGAGAGAGAGGAACGAAAGAUUGAAGGCGACCUCAGGAGGAGUCAACGAUCUUGUGAGCAGCUUGACAGUCAGAAGGGCAUAACAGUACCUCGAGAAGACUGGUACUGGCCUAAAGCAGAUGCCGAUGAUGAGAAGGAUGGUCUUAAAGACGAGGAGGAGGAGGAGGAGGAGGAGGAAGAAGAAGAGGAGAUCGUGGAACUAACUUCCUUUGAUAAACUGCAAAUAUUGACAUCGUAUUUGAGAGGAGUCCAUUUUUACUGCAUAUGGUGUGGGACCACCUAUAAUGAUGAGGAAGAUUUGUGCUCAAACUGUCCCGGGGAUACAGCAGCAGACCAUGAUUAAACUUGAGGGAAAAACAAAAACAAAUUUUGUGCAGUAGUUCCCAGUGAAAAAGCAGCUGCAAAUGUUGGAGACAAGGCAAAAAAGUGAUUAUAAUUAAGAUUUAUUUAUCAUCACAUUUGAAUCUGCUGUCCAUUGCUAGAAGGACUGUGUCUGUUGAGUUUUUCUUUACAUUUGUGGGCAUGUUGUGGGGAGUUUAAGAUACAUUUUAAUAGUUAUUUUUCGAAAAGAUGUCCUAAAAUUUUGUGAAAUGUUUCAAGAGCAAUUGUGUACCUGUGUUUUCAUUAAAUGUUUUAUGAAGCCUAUCUUUUUACCUUUAUUUUAUUUUAGUAAUUUAAAUUCAAUAAUUUACUUUGGGUUUGAUUUAGUUGGGAGUGUUAUUAUACUUGCUUUGUGUAUUUGAGGUGCUUAGUUGGAAUUUAUAUUGGUUUCAUUUUUUUUUCUUAUCAACAAUGCAAUAUUCUGGAUCUUGAAUGAUGGUCAUACUGUUAGGCCGAAAAGUACAAUUUUGAUUUCCAGUAAAUUAUUAUUUGACCAAUAGGUUUCUUCUGGCUGAAUGACAUAAACGAGAAAAUGUGGUGAGACAGUGUGAUAGAGAGGUUUAUCCUGGACAUAGCUGAAAUUGUCUCUCGUUUUUUAAAUAAUGCAAGCUUUUAUACUUUUCCAAAUGGUCUUUUGGUCAUUUUAACCUUUGUUCAAGUGCGUUUUUUUACAUCAUGAACUGAGAACAGUUAGUGAGCAUUGGUGCUGCUCACGAGACUGAGAAAGGUUGCAAAUCUGAUUCCAAGUGUUUUCAAGGGACAGUGGCCCCAGUGCAAAGCGUCAUCAAAAAGUACAAGGAGUUGCAAACUCUGAAAAAUUUCUGAGGGUGUGCUGGGAACCUAAAAAUGACCCCUGCACUGCCAAGAAUGAUAGUGUGAGGGGCUAAGAAGAAUCCAAGGAUCAACACUGAGACCAUCCUGAUAAAUUUGAACAAUUCUGGUACCAACAUUUCAAGGCAAGUCCUUCAGCAGACACUGAGCAAGGUUGGUCUUCAUGGAUGAAGGACUCCAAACAACACAAAAAGCUCACCUGGACAAAGAGGAAAGCUUUUUGUCAUCAGUUUUGUGGUCAGUUGAAACAAAAAUUGAGUUGUUUGGACAGAGGGAUGAGGCUUAAGUUUUGUGAAAGAAAAGAAGCAAUAAACUGGAAGAACACUAUGCCCACGAUUGUGCUUUGGUGAAUUCACUUGUGUAUUAAAUGUGCGAUAUAAAAACUUUGUCUUGACUUGUAUAUGUUGUUGUUUGUGAUCUUAUUAAUUUUUAAAUUUAGCUUUUAUUGUUUGCCUAACUUUGACAUUCGUUUUAUUUAAAAGAUGCGAUAAAAAUAAAGUUCUUCUUCUUCUUCUUCU